Nematostella vectensis (starlet sea anemone) is the source of this 3109-nucleotide messenger RNA. Its product is annotated as folylpolyglutamate synthase, mitochondrial. Bases 77 to 1801 code for a protein of 574 amino acids. Gene Ontology annotation, biological process: tetrahydrofolylpolyglutamate biosynthetic process. The transcript has 16 exons. Gene Ontology annotation, molecular function: ATP binding; tetrahydrofolylpolyglutamate synthase activity. Gene Ontology annotation, cellular component: mitochondrion; cytosol; cytoplasm. The record is from RefSeq and is a predicted model, not a curated record. Lineage: Eukaryota; Metazoa; Cnidaria; Anthozoa; Actiniaria; Edwardsiidae.
CAAGUCUCCCAUCCUCCAUUUACAUUUGGUAAUCAGCCUGUAAGCUACAAAGUAGGGGCCCAAAGUUCAAAAGUUUAUGGUUGUCAGGAAAAUUCUGAGGCAUCCAAGCUUACGUUGCCUUAACUUGACGACUAUUUCGCCUAGUUUGCUAGCUUUCAUGUCGGAACAACGAGGCUAUGAGGAUGCCGUGAAAGCGCUAAACACUCUGCAGACAAAUGCUCAAGUUCUAGCUCAGAUCCGUAAGGAGCGUGGCAGAUUAAGAAGGGAUAAUCUUGUCGAGAUGCGACGGUUUGUCGAGCGAGCCGGUGUAUCGAUGGAACAAUUAGAUGAGUUGUCAGUGAUUCAUGUCAGUGGAACCAAGGGUAAAGGAUCUACAUGUGCUUUCACAGAGAGCAUUUUGAGGAAUUGUGGAUUUAAAACUGGAUUUUACAGCUCCCCACAUUUGAUAGAAGUCAGAGAGAGAAUCAGGAUUAAUGGAAAACCUCUAGCAAAGAAUUUGUUUGCAAAGUAUUUUUUUAAGUGUUGGGACAACCUUCAAUCUUCAAAGACAGAGGAAAAUCAAAAGAUGCCAGCCUAUUUCAGGUUUCUUACAUUAAUGGCUUUCUAUGUAUUCCUCCAUGAACAGGUCGAUGUUGCCAUCCUUGAAGUAGGAAUUGGGGGUGCCUAUGACUCAACCAACAUCAUUAGAAAGCCUGUGGUGUGUGGGGUGACCUCACUUGGAAUGGACCAUGUACAGGUGCUUGGGGGAUCCCUGGAGAGCAUUGCUCUGCACAAGGCUGGGAUAUUUAAGCCAAAUGUUCCAGCAUUCACUGUACCUCAAGAUGAAAGUGCUUUGCAAGUGGUUGCUGAAAAAGCUAGUGAAUUGCAGACUUCUUUACAUGUUGUUCCUUCUCUAGAUGACUAUCCAGGCAAACGACCAGAACUUGGUAUUGAUGGUGAACACCAAGGUAUAAACGCUUCCACUGCAAUACAGCUGAGCCGAACAUGGAUACAAAAGCAUGAACAGAGAACAAAUAGCAAUGCAGAAACUGAAGCCAGCAACGAACAAAACGCAGAGGAUGACUCAGAAACAAAAGCCCCUAAAAAACCAAGACUUUCAAUCCCAGUCGCAGAAACUUUUGAGAUCCCUGAUUCAUUCCGAGAAGGUCUUCGAAAUACUCGUUGGUGGGGACGUAAUCAGAUGAUUGUGCUUCCAAAAAUCACAUUUUAUAUAGAUGGAGCACAUACACCUCGAAGCAUAGAGGCUUGCAUCAAGUGGUUCUUACUCAGAGCUGACGAUGAACGAGAGAAAACAUCAGGCAGUACUGCGCGUGUUCUUCUGUUCAAUUUGACAGGAGAUCGGGACCCGCACGGAAUUCUCAGGCCGCUGAUCGAUUGCAAGUUUGAUCAUGCUGUGUUUUCUCCUAACACUGUUAGCCUGGAUAGCAUGGGUGAAAGCACGGACCUGACGAACUUCACCGUAACACGUGACAGCCAGCUUCGUCACUGCGUGGAAAACCAACGUUGCUGGAUGGCUCUAAGAGGUGCUGGCUUCCAGUCCCACGCGGACGAGGAAGACCACUUGAUUCAGAACGGGCUAGAUGACGGACCUUACUCGACCAUAUUUCCCUGCGUUGCGCAGGCGCUGAGGUGGAUAACCGCUGGCCGGGAUCCGCGCAUCCCGACUAACGGCAACAACGGGAUAGCUGUUCCGGAGACUCUAACCCAGGCCACGCGCCUCCAAGUCCUGGUGACUGGGAGCCUGCACUUGGUCGGCACUGCGCUUAAGGUUCUGGGUAGUGACAUCACAGGGGAAAUGUAGACACCUGAACUUCGGAACCGGACCCUCGGGUCCAGGCGAACUCGGGAAGCCAUCUCGCCCGUCGUUUCCGGAUUGCCCUGGUGUUCCAGGAACACCUGAAACUCACAGAUUUCCGUUCUUUCCAUCUUGGCCACAGGGAAAGCAACCCUGAAAAAAUUUUGAUUGCAAAGUUUUAUUGCUCGCCCAUCUACACGAUAAAUAUUCCGAUCCGUCCAAUUUUCUUGGCAAAACCCCCAUCGAGCAAGUUCUAAGCAAAAGAGCUAUCGUGGCGAAGACAAAAAAAAUAAGGCCUACCAGUUCUAGUAUAUCGUCCACUUUUUUCGACUGUUGACUGUCGUGGACUCGUUCCCUCGCUGCUCUAUCUGCUCUUCGAAUUAACGUUUUGAUAAGUUUCGCUUUGCAUGCGUAAAUGCUAGAUUUACUUGAAACAAUGUGUAGUUCCAGAAAAUAUCCAUACCCCCCCCCCUCCAUUGAGGGGAUUGGAAAUUCCGUGGGGGGGGGGGGGGGGGUAAAAUGCCCCUUUUUCCUUAACAGUUACUGUAUUUUAUUUCCAGGGGGUUGGAAAUUCCAGAGGGGUGGUGGGUCUGUGUAUGGAUAUUUUCUGGAACUACACAAUGUAUAAAGUAGUCUUAAAGGCCGACUUCUCCCUAAAAACGAGGAGAAUUCAUACUUUGAACAUUUGAAAACUGCACUUCAAGCCUCAUAUCUCGAAGACGAAUCCAUAACAACAACAAAAAAGCCUUUUUGAUAUGUUGGUUUACAUAACAUAAGGAACCUCUAUGCAAAAAUUCAAGCUUACCGAAGUUAACCAGACCUUAUUUUGGGAAAACUUGCCAUAGGGGCGGAUUCCGGAGUUUCAGAAGGGGGGGGGGGGGGAAGAGGGGGAAUUUUUUAAAGUUCUUUUAAGGGGAACUAAAGUUUAAAAAGGUCCUACGGGGAUAACCAGAACUCGAUGCUCUUAGAGCAUGUACUUGGGCUUUAUUGUAGAGAUAACCAAAGGUUAUUUUCAGCUUGCAACAUUGGCUUGUCGCAUUAUUUUUCCAUGUGGGGGGGGGGGGGGGGAGGGGGGAGGUGUUACCUUUGAGAAACCACCUUCCAUGGAAUCGCCAGUGCGAUUAAUUAUACAGUACGAUCAAUUAUACAACAUUUUGCGUUGAAAGUUAUAAACAUCGUAAAGUUGCUAUGAGUUAUGUAGAUUUCAAUGGUGGGGGGAAAGGGGUGCAACAAGAUGGUCACGUGAUCUGUAAAUCCACGACGUCACAAAAGCGAAAAUAUCCACAUCUCAUAAUUAAAAAAUAAAUAGAACCA